AUGGCUUCCGCAACGAGCUUCUUCGACUUCAAGCCCAAGGACAAAAAGGGCACCCCCUACGACCUCUCCAAGCUCAACGGCAAAGUCGUCCUCGUUGUAAACACAGCCUCAAAAUGCGGCUUCACCCCCCAAUUCGAGGGCCUCGAGAAGCUCUACAAAGACGUCAAGGCCAAACACCCCAACGACUUUGAAAUCAUCGGCUUCCCGUGCAAUCAGUUCGGUGGUCAGGACCCAGGCUCCAACGAUGAGAUUCAGGAGUUUUGCCAGUUGAACUACGGUGUUAGCUUCCCCGUGCUGGGCAAGAUUGAUGUCAACGGCGCAUCCGCAGACCCCGCCUUCGAAUGGCUCAAGAACGAGAAGCCUGGCCUCAUGGGCCUCAAGCGUGUCAAGUGGAACUUUGAGAAGUUCCUUGUUGGCAAGGAUGGAAAGGUCAAGGGCAGGUGGGCGAGCACGAAGAAGCCUGAGGAUCUUAAGGCGGAUAUCGAGAAGGAGUUGGCUGGUAAAUAA
Messenger RNA from Alternaria ethzedia, 507 nucleotides. RefSeq names its product glutathione peroxidase gpx1 (gene GPX1). The record is from RefSeq and is a predicted model, not a curated record. Gene Ontology annotation, biological process: response to oxidative stress. Bases 1 to 507 code for a protein of 168 amino acids. Lineage: Eukaryota; Fungi; Ascomycota; Dothideomycetes; Pleosporales; Pleosporaceae. The transcript has 3 exons. Gene Ontology annotation, molecular function: glutathione peroxidase activity.